UUGCUAACUUUAUGUGAGGAACUAAACUCUGGUGGAUUCUUUUUAUUCAGGGGUGUCUCUUCAGGCUGGCUUUUCUACUUUGAACUUCGGCGCGUCCUCUCGCUCCCUCCUGUAGGUGACCAUGGCCGUACCGGCUGCUCUCAUCCCGCCGACUCCUCUGGUCCCUCCGCCGCCUUCGAUCCCCACUCCAUCUGCCACCACGUCUCCGCCGUCGACAACUUCGUCCCCGUCUCCAUCUCUCGUCGCUCCUCCGCCGUCAUCAGCAGCCGCAGCAGCAGCAGCAGCAGCAGCAGCGCAGAAUCUCUUCAGAUCGGAGCUCCUGGCCACGGGCAGCCCGGGUCUCCCCAACCCGAACAAACCAGUCUACUCCACGCCGUCUCCAGUAGAAAACAUACCGCAGAACAACGAGUGCAAGAUGGUCGAGUUACGCGGUGCCAAAGUGGCGUCUUUCACCGUGGACGGCUGCGAGCUCAUCUGCCUGCCACAAGCUUUCGACUUGUUCCUCAAGCACCUGGUCGGCGGACUGCACACCGUUUACACCAAGCUCAAGCGGCUCGAGAUCACGCCGGUCGUGUGCAACGUGGAGCAGGUCCGCAUCCUCAGAGGGCUCGGCGCCAUCCAACCUGGCGUGAACCGCUGCAAACUCAUCUCCAGAAAAGACUUCGAGACGCUCUACAACGACUGCACGAACGCAAGCUCCAGACCAGGACGGCCCCCCAAAAGGACCCAAAGUGUGACAUCGCCGGAGAACCCCCACAUCAUGCCGCAUUCUGUCCCAGGUCUCAUGUCCCCUGGUAUGAUCCCACCCACAGGUCUGACAGCGGCAGCCGCAGCAGCUGCCAACGCAGCCAUCGCAGAGGCCAUGAAGGUCAAGAAGAUCAAGCUGGAGGCCAUGAGCGGCUACCACAGCAACGCCAACCACCACGGGCCGGACGGGGAGAACGGAGACCUCAGCUCCAGCGUCGGCCUGGAACUCCCCUUCAUGAUGAUGCCACACCCCCUGAUUCCCGUCAGCCUGCCCCCUGCCUCCGUCACCAUGGCGAUGAGUCAGAUGAACCACCUCAGCACCAUCGCAAACAUGGCCGCGGCAGCACAGGGUCAGAGCCUGCCCUCCAGAAUGGUCACCUCAGUUAUAAAGGGCCUGCAGGAGCGUGUACAGGACAGUCCGUCUCCUGCUCCAUCUUUAGAGGACCACAGGAGGCCCGGGAGCCAGCCCUCGUCCCAUCGCAGCAGCAGCGUGUCCAGCUCCCCUGCCCACACAGAAAGCUCCUCAGACAGGAUACGUACGUCCCUAUAUGAGCUCAAAACACAGAGACACACAACACAUCACAAUGGCCUAUCGAUGAACCAAGCCCUCCUCGGCCUGUCCCCCAAUAUCCCCCCUGGUCCCAAAGAAGGGGACCUGGCCCAUGAUAUGAGCCAUGAAGCAAAGAGGAUGCACGGUGACAAAGAAGACAACCCCUUGUGCACCCCAACAGCAAGAGACAGCUAUGAGCGGUUAUCACUGGCUGGACAAGGUCUGCCUCCUGGUUUCCCAUCACCUUUCCUCUUCCCAGAUGGUCUGUCGUCAAUAGAAACCCUGCUCACUAACAUACAGGGCCUGCUGAAAGUGGCUAUCGACAACGCGCGGGCCCAGGAGAAGCAGGUGCAGCUGGAGAAGACGGAGCUGAAGAUGGAGUUGUUCAGAGAGAGGGAAGUUCGGGAGACUCUGGAGAAGCAGCUGGCCAUGGAGCAGAAGAACAGAGCCAUUAUCCAAAAGCGUCUGAAGAAAGAGAAGAAGGCCAAGAGGAAACUGCAGGAGGCGCUAGAGUACGAGUCCAAGCGACGAGAGCAGGUGGAGCAGACGCUGAAGCAGCCUUCCCCAUCAGACAGCAUGCGCUCACUCAACGACGCUCUGACCCCUGAGAUGGAGAGUGACCGCAGCAGUGCCAGAACAGAUGCUGAAAGGACAAUACAAGAUGGAAGACUGUUCCUGAAGACUACAGUGAUGUACUGAUCAGGCUGAGGAUCUGAAAGAGAAAAAAUACUUCAAAAUAAUAAUAAAAACAAGAGGGAAAACCCAUAGAGAUUUUAAAGAGCCUGGUUUAGUCUAUCAAAAUGUCAAGCUGCUUGUAGGGAUGUGUUCACCCAAACGCUGGAGGUUGAAUGUAGGAAAACUCGUCUUCUCACUGAGGCCAAUAUGAAGUAGAUUGCUAAAGUCAGUUUUAUUAAUGGUUGGCCAAUGUGACAGACACACACACAUACUAUAUUGAGCACAGUCAAACCCUACCAAUGGUACACUGUUGGUAAUAACUCCAAUUCACAGCACUGAAGUUUUUAUACUGUAUCCUCAGCCAGCGAGAAAAGCUUCGAAAGUAAAAUUGAAGUUUUUUGUUUUGUAUUUCAAUUUGAAUUUUCGACAAGCUAAAACAUGGAGAAUGUGGAGAGGAGGAAGACAAAUUGUGAAUCGUAUCCAUGUGUUUAGCAAAAGAAAAAGACUGAAGUUUUUCUAAAUUAGAUGAAAAUACAAUCAAGUUUCCUUUUUACAAAUGUUGUAUAUAAUGCUAGGAGAUGUCCCUCUAUCACACUGAGUGGAUUGGUGGCGUAUGUGUAUAUAUCGUUAAGAGGUAUUGUGUAUGCAGUUAGCGCUAAUAGGCAAAACAAUACCACCAUUUAUAUAAACCCGCAGUUCAGUUUCCUUCUAUUUCUGAGCCAUCCUCCUUUUUCCUAUAGCUGCCAUUUUGGUGAGAAAGCAUGCAGGCAUGUAAAUGUUUGUCCUGGAAUUAUCAUAUUUAAUAAAUCCUAUAAUGUGCUGAGCGAAUCCAGCGGGUCGGCCCACAAGAGCGACCCCGCCAUGAUUUUGACCACAUGAUAUCCAAUACUUUCACUUUGAAGACUUUCAAUAGUACUGUAAUAUUUGUAACAAAGGAAAUAUUUCUUGGGAUUAACUGUACAUUUUGCCAUGUCAGUCACACACUCCAAUGCUUUGUAUAAAACGUACAUGCAAAAUGAUGUGAUGAGCUGAAAAAAAGAAAAACAAUCAAAUCAAACCAACUUUAAGACAGUACAUUUGCUAAUCCCAAACUUCUUUUCUACUCGUAUUUCAUGGUAUCUUGAUGGAAAAUAAUUCUCAUUUUAAGUUGACAUUUCCCAUUGCUUUCCCUAAAGAGGUUUUGAAGACUUUUUGGUGCUGAAACACCUGUGUAUAAUAACUAGACAUAAGCUGAUGUCACUGCAGUUUAGACUUUCUGUGUUACAAUCAGAGAAUGGGAGGAGGAACCCAGAGCAAGAGAAGUGUCCCAUGUUCACAUUGUGUUUGUUCUUUUUGUUCUCAAUGGAGUGUCUAGGUCUGUUGUCACUGAUAACUUAUAUAGCUUCUCGAAUCAUCUCUUCAUUGUACUUCAAAUUCAAAUAAAGUUAACAUGUUGAUGAUAAAAAAAAAA
Molecule: messenger RNA, 3422 nt
Organism: Boleophthalmus pectinirostris (great blue-spotted mudskipper)
Lineage: Eukaryota; Metazoa; Chordata; Actinopteri; Gobiiformes; Gobiidae
Gene: dachd
Product: dachshund d
Exons: 11
Coding region: 122-1996 (624 amino acids)
Source: RefSeq, a predicted model, not a curated record